AGCCGGGGAAGGCGGCGCGGACUAGUCCCAACUCGGAAACACCAAGCAGCAGAGCGGGGGCGGAGGGGAGCGGUUAGGCUUUGUGUCGCAGGCCAGGUGGGCUCCUUGGGCCCCGGGGGCGCAGGGGACGGGGUUCUAGGGGUCAAUGCCGGGGCCCUUUGCCGCCAGCUGCCCCCUCCCCCUUCCCUGCGGGCUUUUGCACACGACGCGCGCGCUUCACACGGGGUAGCGGGGACCGGGUAAAGCCAGCGGGAGCGGGGCGCCACGGCUGACGUAGUGGGGGCAGCAGCGGUAGCAACAGCGGGACGACCCCUCGGCAGUCUCGGCACGGCCAGGCGGGAGCGAACUCGCGGCAGAGCGGGCGGGCGAGGGGCUCACGCGCCGGGGCGGCGGGAAAGGCGCGCAGUGCCCUCCCGGCAGGUGAGUGCGCGCCGCGGAGCGUCCCGCGCGCAACUUCCAGGGAGUACACGGCAGGGCGCGCGAGACCGCAUGGAGGCCACCGAGAGGAAGCAUCUGUUAGACGCCAGGCUUGGAGCCGGGUCUUACAGAUCUCUGUGGCAGGAUGGGGCUGGCAGGAUUCCUCUGUCUUCACCUGGCCUGGACUUGCAGACCGUUGAGCUGGCUACCAAGAGCAACCAUUACUGUCAUGCCCAGACGGGUCCUGGCAGUGACUGCGACCUCAAGAAGAAGAGGGCGUGGCGCCAGCUCUGUGUGGCCUGUGCCUUCUGCCUGUUGUUCAUGAUUGGGGAAGUCGUUGGUGGGUACCUGGCACAUAGUUUGGCGAUCAUGACAGACGCAGCCCACCUGCUCACUGACUUCGCCAGCAUGCUCAUCAGCCUCUUCUCCCUGUGGAUGUCUUCCCGGCCAGCCACCAAGACCAUGAACUUCGGCUGGCAUCGAGCUGAGAUCCUGGGCGCCCUGAUCUCUGUGCUGUCCAUCUGGGUCGUGACCGGGGUACUGGUGUACCUGGCGGUGGAACGGCUGAUCUCUGGGGACUAUGAGCUCGAGAAGGAGACCAUGCUGAUCACGUCGGGCUGUGCUGUGGUCGUGAACAUCAUAAUGGGAUUGAUUCUUCACCAGUCUGGCCACGGACACAGCCAUGGCCUUGAGCACAGCCACGACACCAGCCAGCAGCAGGAGAACCCCAGUGUCCGAGCUGCCUUUAUCCAUGUGGUUGGAGACUUUCUGCAGAGCUUGGGCGUUUUAGUGGCAGCCUUUAUUUUAUACUUCAAGCCAGAGUACAAGUUUAUAGACCCCAUCUGCACCUUCCUCUUCUCCAUCCUCGUCCUGGGGACAACCUUGACCAUCCUGAGAGAUGUGAUCCUGGUGCUGAUGGAAGUGGGGUCGGGGCGGGGCAGACUGAGGAUCAGAAAAAGACAGUUGGUGUUGGACAAGACUGCGGAAUCCACUGCAGCUCAGGCCUUCCUUUCUGAGGACCCCACCUCCAGAGGACGUAGCAGGGCUUUGAUUGGUGGCAGAUGGUCUGCCCUGAGGGACCCCCAGGGGCAUGGACUUCAUGGCUGUGCGGGAUCUGCUGCUGUCGGUGGAGGGGGUGGAAGCCCUGCACAGCCUGCAUAUCUGGGCGCUGACUGUGGCCCAGCCUAUCCUGUCUGUCCAUGUCGCCAUCGCUGGGAAUGCAGACGCCCAGGCUGUGCUGAAGGCAGCCAGGACCUGCCUGCAGGGUAGGUUCCACUUCCACACCGUGACCAUCCAGAUAGAGGACUAUUCUGAGGACAUGAAGGACUGUCAGUCAUGCCAGGGUCCCUCGGACUGACUGCCUGGCCAGGCACCAACUGGGGCAUGGACAGGCCUGCCGACGGCUGGACUGAGUGUCCCCCAGGCCCAGCCAGGACUCUGCCUACCCCAGGUGGGUUAUAAACCAGGUCACUCUCCUGACUGCUGCUCCAUGUUCAGUGUGGAGGAGGCUCGUCCCACUCCAGGAACGGGCUCUUCCCCGUCUCCCCCAUCUGACUCCCGCCAGCCCCGGGAUGGGAACUCUGCAGGUGUAAAGCUGGUGUGACCCCACUCUUCCAGUUCCCAGUGGGGCAGGGUUUGGGCCUCAUCCUCAGCUAAUGCCGCCCUACCACUAGCCUCUGGAAAGGCAGUGGGGCAUAGUGAGGGGUGACAGAGGGGAGACUCAUUGUCCCCUCACCUGCCUGCCUCAUUUCCCAUUUUCAGUCUGUCUGGCCUUUGCCUUAUGAAUCCAUAAAGAAGCCCUGGGACAGAGCCCCCUUCCUCUGCCUCUAACAAUAUGCUACAAGGAGGCCAUGGGGAGUUGGGGAAUUGUGAGGACUCUGCACACUCAUACGGGUCUCCCCUGAGAUGGGGAGCCAGGGGGCACCUGAGGCUGAUCUGUGCCUGAGUCAUUUCACUGAGAGCCAAAUGUUUCCUUUUCGUGGAGGUAGGGGGCUUCUGACUAGGUAAGGACCUGCUGGUUUCCUCUUUCUUUAUUCCCCCCACCUCGCCAACGCCCAGGAAGCUGUGCCAACACAAAGGUGUGCUGGCGGGAGAGGUGGAGGUGGGCACAGGUUUCAGCUUGGGUCCCCCGCAAACAGCCCCACAGGCCCUGGGCCACUCCUCUUGCCCUGAUUGUGUCCCGGGGUCAGGGAGCCUGACACUGGGUAUGGUUGGGCCAGCUCUGUUGUCGGUAUGGCCUGGCCUGCUCAAAACUUGGGGAUGGAGGACACAGAGGGUACAACCUGAACAGGAACCCCUGGCUUCCUGAGGUCUGUGUGAAGAUUCCUGAAUUAGGAGGUGGCUUAUAUUUCCAAGAUGAAGCCGGGGGACCUGUCCCCAGUCUCACAGAGGAGGCAGCAUGCCCAGUCAUCAGGUGGCUCUGAUCUAGUGGUCUGUCUCUGCCCUUAGGCAGGUCAGUGCCCCUCUCGUCUGCGGACAAAGAAUGUUGACACCUACCUCACAGGGUUGUUGUGAGGACUGGAACUAAAGUCAGCUGAGCAUAU
This is a messenger RNA of Aethalodelphis obliquidens (Pacific white-sided dolphin), 2960 nucleotides long. RefSeq names its product solute carrier family 30 member 2 (gene SLC30A2). Gene Ontology annotation, biological process: zinc ion transmembrane transport; response to zinc ion. Gene Ontology annotation, cellular component: plasma membrane. The transcript has 9 exons. The record is from RefSeq and is a predicted model, not a curated record. Bases 490 to 1686 code for a protein of 398 amino acids. Lineage: Eukaryota; Metazoa; Chordata; Mammalia; Artiodactyla; Delphinidae. Gene Ontology annotation, molecular function: zinc ion transmembrane transporter activity.